AAGUUUGAUAAGUUCAAAUAGUUUUGCUCUGUUAUUGAGGCCCCUAACAUUAAGCAUAGAGAUUAUAAUAAGGUUUUUCAAGAGUGAUAAUGGUGUAAAAAAGGGGUUAUUAAGAGAAGGUAGUAUGGAUGUUAAGGAUAAAGAAGAAAUAUUAUUAGUUGAAUUUUGUGUAAGAGAUUAA
Acaulospora morrowiae is the source of this 181-nucleotide messenger RNA. The record is from the annotation of a GenBank genome assembly. NCBI's taxonomy places the organism in Eukaryota, Fungi, Glomeromycota, Glomeromycetes, Diversisporales, Acaulosporaceae.